CAUAAUCUCUGCAACUGUGUUUCCUGUUCUUUAAUAUGUGUCAAACACGGGUGUAAUGCCAUUAAGAUAAACACAGUGCUGUCUUUAUGUCAAAACUGACAUAAAAUUGUGGAUACUUUGUAACUUGUGAUUUGUGGUGCUUGCCAUCAACUCUUCUACAUUUUCACACCAUCAGUAAUGCUAACAAAUAGUCAAACAAAUAUCUCUAUGUUGACAGCCAUUUGACAGAUUUUUUUAAAGCUCCAUUAGACACCAAACAUGAUUUAUUCAUUUUGUGUCUCAUUUCAGAAAUUGUUUCAUCUGGUUGUUGUUUGAUGUGCAGUGAAAUGCCGGUGAUUGACCAGGCACGUAAUGUGAACACGAAUAGAUGACUUACUCAAGAGACUGAAUUGGACGGCCUUGGCACCAUUAACCAGGACAGACUGCCAUCUGAGACCCUGAUGAAGAUUCUGUCAUACCUAGAUGCCUCCACUCUUUUCAGCAUCAGCCACGUCAAUAGGCCCUUCUACCAGCUUGCCAAUGAUGAUGCUCUGUGGAACAAGAUAUACAUUGCAGAGCUGAAUAAAAUGAAUAAAAAGUGGAAACCCAAGUGCAUGGACGAGCCGCUGCAGAAGAUGGCCGCAACGGAGGUGCACGAUCGGCCUGCGGGCUACUGGAAGCGGCUGCACUUCAAAACCGUAGCCGCAUAUGACAUGAACAAGUGGAAAAGUCAUCUUGGUCUCAUCAGCCGUCACACUGGGCUGCCCCGCCAAACAGAGCUGGUCCUCAGAAACUUGCACGUCUCCUGGCAGCUGACGGUGUCUGAUAAGUCAGGGCACGAGUGCACACAUGAACUGAGCUGGUCCCAGUUCUGCGAGACUUCUGUGACUCUGUGCUGGAGCGGAGGAGGCUGCUUGCCCAACUACCAGCAGAUUUCCACCCUUCAACUCCACGGUGUCAGGAGGAUAGCUCUCAACUGCCCCGACCUGAAGAAGCCUGGCUGGAGGUCCCUCAUGGCGAAGUCGGACACGCAGGCUCUAACUGAAGGCGCGCAGGUCAUUGGCCAGGACAGACUUGUUGAACUGAAGCUGCUACAGCCUGGCAUCAUCAUCGGUGUCUGGAGGGACCAGUCCUCAGUUGCCUUUGUCAUGUUCAUCCUUCACUUCCACAGGCUGGUGGAAAGAAGCAUCCAGGGAUCUCCCGUUUGCCCCUACGUGGAGCCAAUAAUUAAAUCCCCUUUUGAUGACAUAGACCCUGAAUAUGGUCUCCAUGGUUACCACCUACACAUCGUUCUCCACAACACGGCGUGUGAGAUUGUGUCCGGAAGCUUCCCCGAGAUUUUCUGCCGGAGAACUCAGAUCUGUGAUGGCCUAAUCCAGCUGACUGCCAUUAGCAGGACAAUCCUAUCACAGCACAUACCUCUAUCCAGCAGAAUCAACCUUCUCUGGAGGUGUGAGGCCCUGCAGGGUGCAGUGAAGAACUGCUGCGUCAUGAGUUUGACUCUACUGGACGAAUUCAAGAAACCUUUCUGGUGCGUCGGCUCUCCUGUUUCCAUGGAGCAAGAGAAGACUCCUGUCUCCUACGACUAUGAUGGUGAGCACUUCCUGAUGCACUAUCAGGACUCAGACGGCCAGGUGAAGAUGAAACUUGUCUGGAUGAAGGAACAGAAGCAGUUUGUUCUGAUCAGUUUAGUUGUCUAUGUGACUGUUUGCAAAGUCAACAAGCACUUCAGUAGAAAUUACUGA
Molecule: messenger RNA, 1724 nt
Organism: Anarrhichthys ocellatus (wolf-eel)
Lineage: Eukaryota; Metazoa; Chordata; Actinopteri; Perciformes; Anarhichadidae
Gene: fbxo15
Product: F-box protein 15
Exons: 9
Coding region: 441-1724 (427 amino acids)
Cellular component (GO): SCF ubiquitin ligase complex
Molecular function (GO): protein binding
Source: RefSeq, a predicted model, not a curated record